Prunus persica (peach) is the source of this 591-nucleotide messenger RNA. RefSeq lists its product as uncharacterized. Lineage: Eukaryota; Viridiplantae; Streptophyta; Magnoliopsida; Rosales; Rosaceae. The record is from RefSeq and is a predicted model, not a curated record. The transcript has a single exon. Bases 1 to 591 code for a protein of 196 amino acids.
AUGGCCGGGGCAAAGGGAAAUGCUGAUAUUGCCACUUUCUUCACAUCUUGCAAUAGCUUGGUUAAUAUUGUUAGAGCAUCGUGUCAGCGUUGUGACAUGCUUAGAGAUCAACUACAAAAGGAUAUUACAGAAUCUCUUGAAAAAGAUACUUUUCCAACAGGGCGAGGCUUAAAUCAAGAAACUUGUCUCAAGCGUCUCGGUGAUACACGUUGGAACUCACAUUAUGGUACAUUACUUAGUAUCAUCUCCAUGUUUAAAUCUACUGUGAAAGUGCUCAAAUUGAUUAUUGAGGAUGGCUCCACUGGUAAUCUAGGUGAAACAAAUAGGUCAUUGGGAGUAAUACAAUCUUUUGAGUUUGUAUUUCACCUAUUUUUCAUGAGAUCUAUAUUGGGAGCCACAAAUGAUUUGUCACAAGCAUUACAAAGGAAAGACCAAGAUAUUGGGAAUGCAAUGACGUUAGACAAAGUUUGCAAGAACCAACUACAACACAUGAGAGAGAAUGCAUUUGAAGCCUUGCUUGAUCAAGUAUCUUCCUUUUGUGGCAAACAUGAUAUCUUGGUUCCAAACAUGGAUGGUGCAUAUGUUGCUUAG